CCUCGUCGGCUCGUCGCGUGCGCGCCCUCUCCCAUGGCGGACUGCUUCCCGCCCGAGGCCGACGACCUCCACCGCCGCUGGCUGCCCCGGGAGAUCUUCGCUGACAUUGGGAUCGUCGACACCGAGGCCGCCUCUGACGCCCCGACCGAGGCCGACGCCGUCGGUGUCGAGGAGCUCGCGGCGCAACUCGCCGGCAUCCUCGGCGGCGGGAGCAAGGUAUGCCCGCUUGCCCCUCCGCCGCCGCCGCCGACCCCGGCGCCGUCCGUUGCCGCCCCUCGCCACGGCGCGCAGGUCUGCGGGCUGGAAGGGAGCGUCGCGGUGACCUGCGGCGGGACCAAUGCCGCCGGCGGCGGCGCGGCGGUGUCGUGGCCGUUCGUGCCGUACCCGUCGGCCCACUGGCAGGGCGCGAGCAACCUGAUGAACCUGGGCGGCGUGCUGGACUACUACUACUCGGCGUUCCCCCCGGCGCCGCCCUGCCCCGUCCCGCCGCCGGCGAACCUUCGCGGCGGUACGGGCGUGUUCAUCCCGCGCACCGCGUGCACUCUCCUCCCGACCUCGGCCAAAGGCGGGAUAGCGACAAGGGCGUGGCCUGGGACUGGCAGGCCGGCAACGGGGUGGAAGCAGGAAUGGCAGCAGAACGAGACGACUCCCCAGAAGCCGCUGCCGCUGCCGAAGACACCACAGGAGGAGAAGGCGACUGGCGCGGCGCUGCAGGCCUGCCCACCGCGCCCAGAGCUGGCGCUGCCCCAGGAUUGGAGCUACCGCUGAUGGAGGCGCGUGCCGUGGCUGCAUGGAUGGUGGCGAACAAGCAUUCCUAGCAGUAGAUGUUGUUGUAGUGGCAGGAACC
Messenger RNA from Setaria italica (foxtail millet), 847 nucleotides. RefSeq names its product large proline-rich protein BAG6. NCBI's taxonomy places the organism in Eukaryota, Viridiplantae, Streptophyta, Magnoliopsida, Poales, Poaceae. The transcript is spliced from 4 exons. The coding region runs from base 34 to 768 and encodes 244 amino acids. The record is from RefSeq and is a predicted model, not a curated record.